GGCGGUGGUGCUGAGCGGGGCUCGCCGCGGCCAUGGAGGGCGGCGGCGGCGGCGGCGCGGCGGGGCCGCCCAGCCUCUUCGCGCUCAGCGGCGCGGCGGUGAGCAGCAGCAUGCGGGCCCUGGAGAGGGACGUGUGGGCGCUGCCCGGACACGUCCUGCGCGGCCUCCUGCCGCUCCUCAACGUCUUCUACCUGGAGCGGGCCGAGGGCGCCGCGCGCCGCGCAGGCCUUUCAACGCAGCCAAUUUGGCGCAAGCUCUGGGAUGAUGUGAUGAAGACCAGGCCACCCAACUCAGAGAAUAUAACUUGUUGGAGGAAGAAGUUCCUUGAAACAUUCUUCUCGAACAUUCUUCAUGGUGUCUUGGAUGUUUCUUCUGAUUGGCGUCUCAACGACCAUCAUUUUUCACCAUUGCUCCACAGCUCACAGCACGUUACCCAGCUCACUCUCUGCAACAUGCUGCAGGGGGUGAUUGCGCUCACUGCUGAACACAACCAAAGGGUGCUUGAAAACCUGGCUGGCUCCCUGCGGAUACUGAAGUUUCGGCACCUGCUCACCUCGGACCAAUCUAUCAGACGUUCUCUGUUUUUACUUCUUCACCGGCUGAUUCACCAUGGCUCUGUCAGCCAGGUGUCCAUGUAUUCCUGGCCUGUUCCUGACACAGUUCUUCUCAUUCUCAUUUUGAGCAUGAGUGCUGGGUAUUGGUGCUCGGGAAAGGUGCUUACGUAUCAGAGCAGCCCUUGUGGCUUUUGUACAGAGGACAAUGUCCAAAGCCAGGAGACAACACAAGAGCUGUCAGAAAUGGACCGUUGCUAUGAGAAGGAGCGGAGUGAUGGCGAGAACCAGCAGGCUUCCCUCAGAGCACUCGAGGAGGCUGAUCCUCUAGCAGAGGUGAAUGGACAUGGGGCUGGCACUCCCCAGGGCACAGCCCUCUCUGGACUGAGAAGUCAUCCUUCCCAAAACCUAGUAUGUGAGGAGGGAAGUGGUGAGGCAUCCUGUGACCCCAUCAGUGUUAAAGAACCCCUUGGGGGUUCUUCUCAUUGUCUCUCAAAAAGGCAGUCCUGUCGCCCCAUUCUUCGAAAGCCGCGUAGACGUCUGAAAUCUGCAGUAGGGAGGAGACGCCGCUGCCCCAGACGAAAUAGGGGGACAUAUGAUGACCCAGAAGACCUUUAUGAUUUUGUUUUUACUGUUGCUAGAGAGAAUACUUCAGAAUUACUGUAUGAAAACAGUGUCACAGAAGGAGAAAAUACUGAUAACUGUACUAGUUCCUCCACAGGAUCUCCAUGCUCCAGCAGGGCUCGUUGUAAGAAGAGAAGAGGAUCUGCUGGGAACUUUUCUCUGAAAACUGCUCACCGCUUCCGAAGUGUGUCCACAUUGGAAUUGUUCUCCGUUCCUUUGACUGGGGAUGCAUGUCGGACUCUGAGUAACUUGCUGAGCUCCUGGGUGUCGUUAGAAAACUUGGUUCUGUCUUACAAUGGCCUGGGAGAUAACAUCUUCUGCAUCCUGUCUGGGCUCCGGGCCCUCUCCCGCCACUCAGACUGCUGCCUCCACGUGGUGCGUGUGAGCGACGUGUUCUCCCACAUGCCUUGCAUGGACCUUGUUCGCUGCAUCCUGAGUGCCUUUCCCCGGCUCCAUACGCUCUCAGUCAGCUUCGAUCUCAAAAACCAGCUGGAGGGGAACAGGCCAGAAGGGAAUCCAAGCUGCACUGAGGUAGAAAUCUCAGAAUGCUGCCUAGAGCAGCUGGAAAUCCGAUUCCCCAGGGAACCGCUGCACACUGCAUUCCUGCUGCCAGUGCUGAGGGCAUCAAGGUCUCUCCAGCAGCUGUCCCUUGACAGUGCUGCACUGCCCUGUCCUCAGGAGCUUGAGCACCUUUUGCAGGCGCUCAAAGAGUGCAAUCCAAACUUGAAGAAACUGAGCUUUCACGAUGUGAACCUGGCUGAUCACCAGAAGGAAGUUCUGCUUUUGCUUCAGGAUCCCGUCCUGCAAGAAAUUACAUUCUCCUUUUGCCGGCUGUUUGAAAGUUGCACCACUGAAUUUUUGUCGGAAAUAAUCAGUACAGUGAAGAGAAACUCAUCUCUGAAGAGCCUCAAACUGCCUGGGAACCGCCUUGGGAAUCACAGGCUGGUUGCCCUUGCAGACAUUUUCUCUGAAGAUUCCUCCUCUUCUCUUUGCCAGCUGGAUGUCAGCUCAAAUUGUAUCAAACCUGAUGGGCUCCUGGAAUUCACAAAAAAGCUGGAAGGCCACAUCCAGCAGAGAAGGGGACACAUUAAAUUCACCCACCUCAGACUCUUUCAAAAUUGGCUGGACCAGGAUGUUGAAACAGCUCAGGAAGCGCUUCGGCGUCUCAAAGCUGUGUGCAGCGUGGUCAAUGACACGUGGGACUCCUCCCAGGCCUUUGCUGACUACAUCAGUGUCAUGUGAUGGACACAGGAAAAGGAAAACUGAUCAGCUGGUACAAAAACAGUUCAGUCCAUGGCCAACAACAUUUAUUUCAUAGCACUGGUGAGAUUUUUUUUCCCCCAGUCCAAGCAGGGUACACAGUGUUUCUUGUCACUUCUCUGUUGAUUUGAAGAGGAGGUGCUGCUGUGAAGAUCUGAUGGAUCAACAGGUGUAGUUCAGAGUUGUCUAACACCCCCCUGUUCCCCAAUGAGCUACUUAAACUGAGACAGACACUUCAAAUAAAAUUCUGUGACACCCUGCAGGUCUCUGAACAAGCAGUUAAUUUCACUUAGUUAAGAAUUUAUUGCAGCCAAUUUCUUAUAAAUAAGAACUCCUCCCUCCACAUAAAAGGAGUAGAAAAGCUAAAUGAAGACCCGAGCCUGGACCUUAUAUUUGGGAAAACUUCGUUAAAAAAAAAUUACAUCACAAGUAACCUGCUGUUUAUUUGCAAUCAUUAAUCAGUGUCUGAGACAAGAAUUAUUCUUGCCUCUACUCUGUGUCUGCACUCAUUUUACAGAAGUUUUGAAUAGUUUGUUCUUUUACAAUGUUUUUAUAAUAAAAGUAGAAUUAA
Rhea pennata is the source of this 3006-nucleotide messenger RNA. RefSeq names its product leucine rich repeat containing 41 (gene LRRC41). Bases 33 to 2417 code for a protein of 794 amino acids. NCBI's taxonomy places the organism in Eukaryota, Metazoa, Chordata, Aves, Rheiformes, Rheidae. Gene Ontology annotation, cellular component: cytoplasm; nucleus. The transcript has 10 exons. The record is from RefSeq and is a predicted model, not a curated record.